This is a messenger RNA of Leptidea sinapis, 1621 nucleotides long. RefSeq names its product proton-coupled amino acid transporter-like protein CG1139. Bases 196 to 1566 code for a protein of 456 amino acids. The record is from RefSeq and is a predicted model, not a curated record. Gene Ontology annotation, biological process: amino acid transmembrane transport. Gene Ontology annotation, molecular function: amino acid transmembrane transporter activity. Gene Ontology annotation, cellular component: vacuolar membrane. Lineage: Eukaryota; Metazoa; Arthropoda; Insecta; Lepidoptera; Pieridae. The transcript has 10 exons.
UAACCUCCCGUGUUCUUUACACUUUAAUAAUCUUUAAGUAGAGAUUUGAUGAGGCGUGUUGACAAUUGAUAAGAGAUACCUUGUUGAUAACACACACUUCAGUACACAUCAUUAGUAAAGAAGAACACAUCGGUGGCGAUGCGAAUAAGAAAAUAAAAAGAUUCAAAUUAUUUUCCAACCUUUACUACCAGCAGUAUGGAGAAAUUUACAUUAGGACAGGAAAAGAUGCGACCGCCUGCGGUAGACCCAUACAGUUCAAAAAUCGAACUGGCUUGCAAUGGCUCCCGAGAAGAUUUAGAUCCAUACGAACCAGCCAAACACAGACCAGUUGAGACCAGUACUUCAAGUCUGGGAGCGCUGGCACAUCUACUAAAAGCCUCUCUGGGGUCCGGAGUGCUGGCGAUGCCUCUCGCAUUCAAAAACGCCGGUCUAUUGGUCGGAAGCAUCGGUACUAUUGUAAUUGGAUUCAUUUGUGCACACACCAUACACAUUUUGGUCAAGACGUCGCAACAACUUUGCGCUGAGGUCAAAAAACCUUGUUUGGGCUAUGCAGAUACGUGUGACCUUGUAUUUCAAAACGGACCCAAAUCAGUGCGAAGAUUGGCACCAUUUGUUCGGGAGCUGGCAGAUUGGGCUUUAGCGGUGACUCACAUUGGCGCCUGUUGUGUCUAUAUCGUUGUUGUAGCCGAAUCGUUUAAACAGGUUUCGGACUACUACGGCGGUCCAUCAUGGUCUGUGACUAUAUACUGCGGCUUGACGCUCGUGAUCCUCCUUCCCUUGACCCAGAUCACAAAGCUGAAGUACCUGGUGCCCUUCUCUGCCCUCGCGAACUUCGUCUGGCUAGCUUCUAUAUGUAUCUCUGUAUAUUACUGCCUGAGAGAUCCCCCUCCAGUUUCUAGUAGAAGCCUUGCAACAUCCAUAUCGGGCAUUCCUAGCUUUAUAAGCACGAGUCUGUUUGCUAUGGAGGGGAUUGGCGUUGUGAUGCCAAUAGAGAAUGAGAUGAUAAAACCACAUAAGUUUCUGGGUUGUCCUGGAGUUCUUAAUACAGCGAUGACUGCUGUCGUCGCGUUGUACGGCUUUGUGGGCUUCAGUGGCUACCUGAGCUUCGGAGAGGACGUCAGAGGAAGUCUCACACUCAACUUACCUCGUGAUGAAAUAUUGGCCCAAGCAGCUAAGUUAUUGGUGGCCUGUGUCAUGAUACUCUCAUACGCGCUCAUCUUCUACGUGCCGGUGGAUGUCGCGUGGAGAAGAAUCAGCGACAGAAUCCCUUCGAGCUCACACCGGUGGGCAUUGGCUCUCUUGAGAUUUAUUGGAUGUCUAUUAACUGUUGGUCUGGCGUCCGCAAUACCAAAAUUAGAACUCUUCAUGGAGCUGGUGGGGGCUAUCUGUUUGUCCGUCAUGGGGCUCACGUUACCAGCAGUCAUAGAGACCGUAUGGAAAUGGGACAAGGACCUAGGACGUUAUAAUGUGGUCUUGAUUAAGAACUUAAUAAUUGUUAUCUUCUCGUUAAUAGCCAUGGUGUCUGGUGUGACGUUCGCGAUAAUGACGCUUUUGGAAAACUUGUGAUAUUUAGAUUGUAGUUGACUUGUAUAUAAUAAAAUAUUUAUAAGAUAUACCGCUA